AUGCAGCUCUCUGUCCUUAGCAAUCUCCUCUGGCUCUCCGUCUCGGUAGUUGCCGCGAUCCCUUACACGCCGGGCCGUACGCCUCUGCACCGUCAAGCUUCGGCCGAAACCAUAUCAACCCUCUGGGUAUCCGAGGUGCCAUCUUCGCCUCGGCCCUAUGCAGUCCGCCACUACGGUAUCCCCGGGGUUGUCGUCGGCGCGCAGACGUAUCGCUUCCCGGUAACGGGCCCCAGCUCUGACUAUGCGUUCACACUAGUUUCAACUGGAGCCCCUGCGUCAGGUUCCCUCGGUGUGCUGCCACAUGUUCAUCUAAGCCAUUACGAAAAUUUCUUUUGUCUCAAGGGCCGCUUCCAGCUCUGGACCGCCUCCGCCGAGACGUAUGAGAAUGAAGAGGCCCGUCUCCUGACCCCGGGAGACUACGGAGCGGUCCCGCACAACACCACUCAUACCUUUCAAGUCCUCGACCCAGAUACCGACAUGGUUGGCGUCAUUCAGCCCGGAGGUUUCGAAGAUCUUUUCUACGCGCUGGCCAACGCGAACUACACCUCGCCCUUGCAGAGCCCGUAUGACAUCAACGACGCAAGCCCCUACGAUGCUAUCAGCAGCUCGCCCCCAGCCGAGGUUAUUGCAUCGCUUGAGUCGUUCGACGUCUAUGCCCAGCUAAACUUCACACCGUCGCGCGACCUCGUUAACGGAUCGUAUUCAGCCGCCAAGAUGGCCGGAGACUUGACUGGCUGGCACACUGACGCUGCUGAGCUGGGCGCAGAUACCAAGAAGCCUUACUUUGUGGCUAAGGACUUUGGGCCCAAGUGGCUUAGUGAUGAGGCCGGGUUCUACCAGAUCAUCCAGCCCCUUGUCACGCCCACGCAGUCGGCCGGCAACUUCACCCUCGCUACCAUCACUAUGUCCCAGAAGCUCUCGAAUGA
This is a messenger RNA of Colletotrichum navitas, 926 nucleotides long. Its product is annotated as RmlC-like cupin domain-containing protein. NCBI's taxonomy places the organism in Eukaryota, Fungi, Ascomycota, Sordariomycetes, Glomerellales, Glomerellaceae. The record is from RefSeq and is a predicted model, not a curated record. The transcript has a single exon. The annotation marks the transcript as partial.